This is a messenger RNA of Trichoplusia ni (cabbage looper), 1019 nucleotides long. RefSeq names its product aldo-keto reductase AKR2E4-like. Gene Ontology annotation, molecular function: aldose reductase (NADPH) activity. Bases 40 to 966 code for a protein of 308 amino acids. The transcript is spliced from 7 exons. NCBI's taxonomy places the organism in Eukaryota, Metazoa, Arthropoda, Insecta, Lepidoptera, Noctuidae. Gene Ontology annotation, cellular component: cytosol. The record is from RefSeq and is a predicted model, not a curated record.
UUGAAGAUUUAACGUCAGUCGAUCUUUGUCACUUGUAAGAUGAAGCUGUAUCUGUUGCCUGUCGCGCUAUGGGCUCUUGUCAAUGCCAUUUCUGGUGAACCCGGAAAAGCUCCUUUAAAGCAACUUAACGAUGGAAACGCCAUCCCGAGCCUGGCUCUAGGAACCUUCGGAUUUGGUGACAUUCCAAAAGUGCGUCAGGCAGUGUUGUGGGCCAUUCAGGCUGGCUACCGUCACAUCGACACCGCAGCACUUUACGGCAAUGAAGAAGAGGUCGGGAAGGGAAUCGCUGAUGCCAUCCAGCAAGGACUGGUCAAGAGAGAGGAAUUGUUUGUUACCACCAAGCUAUGGAACGACAAACAUGGUCGUCACCAGGUAGUGCCUGCUCUCCGCGAGUCACUCACCAAACUUGGGCUGAGCUAUGUCGACUUGUACCUCAUUCACUCACCCGAAGCUACUAACGAGAACGGUGAUCCCGUCGAUAUCGACGUCUUGAACACUUGGAACGGUAUGGAAGAAGCCAAGAAGCUUGGCUUGGCCAAGUCCAUUGGAGUGUCAAACUUCGACACUGCACUACUUGAUCGACUUAUCGCUGGAAGCAACACCGUCCCUGCUGUCAACCAGAUUGAGGUCCACCCAUCCAAAACCCAAGAGAAGUUGGUAGCGGACAGUCACGAACGUGGUAUCGAGGUCAUGGCCUACAGUCCCUUCGGCUUCUACGUCUCCAGAGGCAGCCACAACAACCCCGUGAAGAACGACCGCACCGUAGCUGACAUCGCCAGGAAAUAUAACAAGACCGUCAACCAGGUUUUGGUUAGGUACUUGCUGGAAAGAAGCUUGAUCCCGAUUCCGAAGUCGACCAACCAGCAGCGCAUCAGAGAGAACAUCGAUGUUUUCGACUUCCAGCUCUCCCCCGAAGAUAUCAAUGCGAUCGGUAAACUGGACAAAGAUCUUAGCAUCUUUGACUAAUGUAAAUAUCGACAAAUAAAUAUAGAUUUGUUCGUCUAAAAUGUUUCACUGUU